AUGAACCAGAGCCGGCGAUUCGUGCGAUGUCUUGUGAAUGGCGGGGAAAGCGGACUGGCUUGUGUUGAGAGCGACACAGCCAAGCUCCUGGUACCUCGUUCGUUGGUGGACCUCUCCCUACCGGAGGUUGACGUUUGGGUCAUCAACGAUCAGGGAGCUCCGGAUUCCGGCGUCAACCUGGAAGAUGUGGGCUCAUUCUUCGGGGAUAGUCGGGGAGCUUUUGGCGUGGCUUCCCCGACUCCAGUCGAUGAUGGAAGCGAACCAGAUGUUCUGAUGGCGAGCUUCGAGGACCAUUUCGAUUUUACAUAUGGAUUUAACGACUUGGCUACAACACGGAUGACAGGGGCGGCUGUCGUUCCCCGGGUGGAUCUUGCUCACCUGUCGUCAGUUCAGCGUGAACAGCUCAUGCAGGUACUUGAUUGUUACCCAGAUCUGUUUAACGAAGGGCUGCCUCCGGGUGUGGUGCCACACAUGAAGCAUAAGAUCAAAACCACGGACGACCAACCUGUCCAUGUGAAACAAUGGCGCCUCCCGGAGAGUACGCGGCAGUAUAUUCGUGCAGAGUGCGACAAGAUGCUUGCAGACGGGGUGAUCGAGCUUUCUUGUUCCCCAUGGCUCGCUCCCACUGUGCUUGUGAAAAAGAAUGAUGGUACGACACGAUUCUGCGUCGACUACCGUGUCUUGAACGCGUAA
This is a messenger RNA of Penaeus monodon (black tiger shrimp), 693 nucleotides long. RefSeq lists its product as uncharacterized. Bases 1 to 693 code for a protein of 230 amino acids. The transcript has 4 exons. NCBI's taxonomy places the organism in Eukaryota, Metazoa, Arthropoda, Malacostraca, Decapoda, Penaeidae. The record is from RefSeq and is a predicted model, not a curated record.